Molecule: messenger RNA, 2009 nt
Organism: Drosophila gunungcola (fruit fly)
Lineage: Eukaryota; Metazoa; Arthropoda; Insecta; Diptera; Drosophilidae
Gene: CCT6
Product: T-complex protein 1 subunit zeta
Exons: 2
Coding region: 122-1723 (533 amino acids)
Biological process (GO): protein folding
Cellular component (GO): chaperonin-containing T-complex
Molecular function (GO): ATP binding; ATP-dependent protein folding chaperone; ATP hydrolysis activity
Source: RefSeq, a predicted model, not a curated record
UUGUUUUUGCCUGGUCACACUUGUCCAUUGGUUUCUUCGAUUCACAGCGUGUUUCGUUUUGUGCCGAUUUCUUGAUUUAAUUCACUAACUAAAGGAAAUCUUUGUUUAAUUGCGAGACGCAAUGGCUUCGAUUAGCUUGCUGAACCCCAAGGCCGAGUUCGCCCGCGCCGCCCAGGCUCUGGCCAUCAAUAUCAGUGCCGCCAAGGGAUUGCAGGAUGUGAUGCGCACCAAUUUGGGCCCCAAGGGCACAGUGAAGAUGUUGGUUUCCGGCGCCGGCGACAUCAAGAUCACCAAGGACGGCAAUGUGCUGCUCCACGAGAUGCAGAUCCAGCACCCCACUGCCUCCAUGAUUGCCAGGGCCAGCACUGCCCAGGAUGAUUCCACGGGCGAUGGAACCACCACCACUGUGAUGCUGAUUGGCGAGCUGCUAAAGCAGGCGGACAUCUAUCUGUCGGAGGGACUGCAUCCUCGCAUCAUGACCGAGGGAUUCGAGAAGGCCCGCGAUAAGGCCUUGGAGGUGCUCGACAAGGUCAAGGUUCCCGUGGAGAUCAACAAGAAGAGCCUCGUCGAGGUGGCCAACACCAGUUUGAAGACCAAGGUGCAUCCCGCCCUGGCCGAUUUGCUGACCGAUGUCUGCGUCGAUGCCGUGCUGACCAUUGCCAGUGCCGACAAGACCAAGCCCGUCGACCUCCACAUGGUGGAGCUGAUGGAGAUGCAGCACAAGACCGACACCGAUACUCACCUGGUGCGUGGCCUGGUCAUGGAUCACGGUGCCCGCCAUCCGGACAUGCCCAAGCGCCUGGAGAACGCCUACAUCCUCACGGCCAAUGUCUCGUUGGAGUACGAGAAGGCCGAGGUCAACUCGGGCUUCUUCUACAAGACCGCCGAGGAGCGUGAGGCCUUUGUGCGCGCCGAGCGGGAGUUCAUCGACCAGCGUGUGAAGAAGGUGAUCGAGCUGAAGCGCUCCGUGUGCGAUGGCACCGACAAGACCUUCGUUCUGAUCAACCAGAAGGGCAUCGACCCCAUCUCCCUGGACGCUCUGGCCAAGGAGGGCAUUCUGGCCCUGCGUCGCGCCAAACGGCGUAACAUGGAGCGUCUGGCGCUGGCCUGCGGUGGCACUGCCAUGAACUCCUUCGACGAUCUGCAGGAGGAGCACUUGGGCUACGCUGGCGUGGUCUUCGAGCAUGUGCUGGGCGAGAACAAGUACACCUUCGUGGAGGACUGCAAGAACCCGCUGUCGGUCACGAUCCUGAUCAAGGGUCCCAACAAGCACACGAUCACCCAGAUCAAGGAUGCCAUUAGGGACGGUCUGCGUGCCAUCAACAACACCAUUGCCGAUAAGGCCCUGGUGCCCGGAGCUGGCGCCUUCGAGGUGCGCGCCUACAACGAGCUGGUGGCCUUCAAGGACACCAUCAAGGGCAAGUCCCGCCUGGCUGUGCAGGCCUUCGCUGAUGCCCUUCUGGUCAUCCCCAAGACGCUGGCCGUGAACAGCGGCUACGAUGCCCAGGACACAAUCGUCAAGCUGACGGUGGAGGAUCGCUUGAACCCCGAACUGGUCGGCCUGGACCUGGCCACCGGCGAGCCCAUGAAGCCCGUAGAUCUGGGCGUCUACGACAACUACAUCGUGAAGAAGCAGAUCCUCAACUCCUGCUCGAUCAUCGCCAGCAACCUGCUGCUCGUCGACGAGGUGAUGCGUGCGGGCAUGACGAGCCUCAAGGGCUAGUCCCUUCCCCUCCAUCCGAUUCAUUCUCGUUAACCAAGUUAAUGCACCGCCUGCUCUUCAACCCGCGUCUCCCAAAACAACACCACAACUAAAAUAUAUACCUUCAUAACUUGAAAAUACACGAACUUGGAACGGUUGCGGCUGCAAGUAUUCACAAAGAAAUCUAAAACCAUACGCAGCACUAUACUUAUCGCUAAUGUAUUUCUCUAUUUUUAUUACGACUAAUGAUUACUUACUACAAACCAUUGGUUUAAAAAUAAAAACGUAAAUCGAAAACUAAUUAAAA